UGGUGUCGAAGUCGGCAUGAGCGUGUUCUUCACGAGCAUGGAAGACGUUUCGAUGGAACCCCGACAGGUCUCCGCCGCGGCGUACGAGAAGUCGGCCUCGGCGCCGACUACACCGACUGAAGCCACUCGACUUCAAGCUCACGGGGCCGCCCUCUCGUCCGCGCUCAAACGUCGCAGCAAGGGACACCGGGUGAACUUCCCGACGGACGACUGCAUCGUCACCGGCUACGUCGAACCUCCGAACCCAUGGAGUAACGCACCCGUCUCCAAGUCCGAGGACCUGCUGGAGGCGUACCGGGCGUCAUGUCACAAGCACGGCGUGGAACCACUCACUAGGCUAGUGCAGCAGCUACAGGCAAUAGGCAUUGUGGGCGACCGGACGCAGGACCUGAAUUUAAAAGGAGAGAAGCUCGAUGCCAGGCAGUGCGAGGCCAUGGAGGACAUCUUCAAGGCCAUGCAGUUCGACUCCAUCAGCCUGGAGGGGUGUCACUUGGAUGACGAGGGAGCUGCCACAGUGUUCGACAUGAUCGAGUACUACGAGUCGGCACGGAAGCUCAACAUCUCGCACAACCGCAACAUCGACUGCCGGGGCUGGCAAGCAUGCUCAAGAAUGCUCAAGAAGACUCCCUGCUUGCAGCACCUGGACGCCAGAGGCACAGCACUGAGCGAGCAGACCCUGCUCGUCCUCGGACGGGCGCUCAGGCUCGGCUCGCACCUCAACUCCCUGCACCUCGAGAACUGCUCCCUCACGGGCCGUUCGCUCGUCAUUUUAGUGGCAGCACUGAAGCUGAACCCAGCUCUGAAAGAGCUCUACCUCGGCGACAAUGGGAUGUCGUGUGCCGACGGUCUGCAGCUGGCAAACUUGCUGCGGGCCAACACGCGCCUGGAGUACCUCGACUUGCGUGGGAAUAGUCUGCAAGACAUUGGCGUAUCGCAUCUAUCGGACGGAAUAGCGCAGCAGCCCGACAGCGCCGACAAGGGGCUCAAGACUCUGGUGCUCUGGAACAACGGCAUUUCGCCGGCAGGCAUGAGGCACAUCUCGCGGGCCCUGGUUGCCACGAAGUCCCUGAUUACCCUCAACUUGGGUCACAACGCUAUCGGGGACGACGGCUUGCUCAUUCUGCGCGAGGCGCUCAUGCGCAACAAGUCCGUCUGCAACCUGGGCCUGCAGAACACGAAGAUAACGUGUGAAGGUGCCAUUGCCUUGGCAGAGUUUAUCGCCGACAGCCAGAUCAUUGCGAGGUUGGACCUGCGGGAGAACAAGAUCGAAGUUGGCGGCCUCAUGGCACUGGCUCAGUCGCUGAAGCUCAGCAAGAGCGUCACGCGGCUAGACCUGGACCAAGUCAAAGCCGAAAACGAUGCCAAGGACAGCGUUCAGGACCAGCAAAGGCUCCUCCUGGAGAUUGGCGAGCAAUGCCGCCGCAACAAGAGGCUCCUUCGGCUGGCCUCGGUGUCCAGCGUCUGCAACGGCAUCUCGGGUCCCAACGCCCCUGCCCUGCCAGACCUCGCCAACUCCGCGGUCCUCGCAAAUGGCACCAUCGUGGCGGCCACCGCUGCAACUACUCAGGCACGACCGCCGUUCAGCACGAGCCUCUCCGUCAACGCCGUCACGGGUGGCAACGCUGUACCCCCUUCAAGCCCAGGAACAAGCCGGUUCCGUGUCUCCCGCGUCUGCCUGGAGACAGAUGGCGAGAAUGGACCGGCAGCUGUCCCGGAGAACCCGAACGCCGCGCAGCUCAGCGCCGCUGGCACCGACAUCACCUCACCGACCCUGGAGCGUUCCCACAGUGCCCCAGCCUCUGUACCGUCUCGCUUCACUGUGACACCCGUAAACGGCUUCAAACCCGCCGCGGUGUGCAUUGAAAAGAAAGAGGAGGAAGCAACACCAGACGUCAUAGAGGUGGAGGCACGCGAUGGACGCACAAAUGGACUCGGACACCAGGAGGUAGGAGCCGAGGACGAGGAGGAAGAGGAGGAUGAGGACGACUUUGUAGGGCAUGCCGUCUCGAAGCCUGUCACCAUUAUGGCGCCCGGGCCGUGCCACCGCGGGAGCGCGGACGACUUUGAGGAGGCAGAAGCAGAUGACGUGGGAGGGCAGAGAGACGAGGAAGAAGAGGACAAGGACUCGCUCUCAGCGCCGCCCUUGCCGAUGCCCGGAAGGACAAGUCCCACCUGGUUCAUGUACCCCUCCGUGUCUACAUCGGCACAGCCAAGAAAUGGGAUGGCGGCGCCACCUGCCUCUGGCAACAUCGGGGAGCGCAGACGCAAAAUCAGCUUCCAGCUGCCAGAGGGCACUACGGGUGAAGGAGGCCGGCUCUUCAACGGCCGCGGCGAUCGCCGGAUGAGCACGCCCGCCAUGCCGGUGUCGAAUAGCGCCGCACGCAAGAAGCUCACGGCGCUCAAGUUGUGCAAGAGGCUGGAGAGCCUGGACUUGCGGAGCACGGUGCCGCUGUCGCCGACCCGGCUUUUGGAAGGCUGGGCGUUCCCAGAGCCAUCUGUGGACUUUAAGUACCCGUCGGAGUGAAUGCCUGCACUCGCACCUCACGAACGAAGCGGGCUCAGCACUAUCAAAAGGCUGAGCCUCUGCUCCAAAAGGAAGCUGGACUUGCUUGCCAGAGACGAUUACGCUUGCUCUCAAGCUACUAAUGUUCCUAAGUAUUCAAAGCAAGAUAUUUAUGUUGCUUUUUUCUAAGUUAUUGCCCCUUUUUCAGACAGCUUGCAUACAACACCGCCCACUUCGUUGACUUUUUCUUCUUAUUCACGUUAUUUUUUAUCAGCAUUGCAUGAAGCAUAUAUAUGUGCCGCUGCUGUUUUUUGUUCUUUUAUGUUUUCACCAGAUGUUUUUCGUGUGCAUUGUUCUCGUAUCGCUUUCCUGUCACCAGUGGAAUCGUCGAAUUUGUCGUUUUCAAUGGUCACACCACUUGCGAUAACCGAUGAUUUGCAGCUGCCGGGCGACGAAGUUUGAGCGGUUGUCGCAGGCUUUGCAGCACAAAAGCUGCAGUAGAUGUGACACUCCUGUUAAGCUGACCUUGAACAAAACGACACGAAAGAAGUUUCUCACAUUUCAGCUGCAAAAGAAGCGUUUUCGAUUAUGUACUAUACCAGUCAUUUUUCUACAACAUCGCGAUCUUUGUGAGGCUGCACCAGUGAUUGGUGGGUGAAGCGCGCAUCCUUGUCAUGUUCGGUCGGCAUGUGACGCUUUUGUUGGUGCUGUAAUGAGAAGCCCAUAUAAUGGGAUCGUUAUGAUGUGUAGAAAACAUGCUUUUGGUAUUGACAUGUACCGUGAAGGGAAAGCCAAGUUUAAGCCUUCAGAAAAUGGGAGGUGAAACGCUGUCGUGUUUCGAUUGAUAGGUAACACAAUUUUUUUUCUUUAUGUCCAGGUUCUUUGGUGUGUCACACUCAUUUCAUUGGAUGCUACGCUAGGCUUUUAAAACAGAAGUACAUUACUGAUGAAAUGCACUCAUAAUGACAUCGUUAGGGUUGUUAGGUAAGUUGUCCUGGUAGUAUGCGUGAAAGACAUUUAACAUAAAUGUAGUAUAAAUGUGAUAACUGAUUCGCAGCCUCGUAUCAUGCAUCUGCCAUUCGCUAUGUUGUUUUUACGUCUCAUUGGCACGCCUAAUGUUUUCGUUGUAUUUGUUGCCAAAUGAUGUGUUAUGUCAUUUUAAGUGCGUUAUUUUCUUCACUCAAUAUAUGUCAGAAAUGCAGACAUUCAACUAAAUUGGCUUGACCGAAGCUUAUUUAGUUUAAGAAAUGAAAUUUUUGGUAAUAUUUUAAGUGCUUCAAUUGAAGGUAUUGAGCACAGUUAAGUAAAUGACUGUAUAACUUUUAGCAGACGUAUGUCACAACAUUUCGGCUGAAUGGUUUGAAGCGUACAUUGCAGAGCUGCACAGUGGAUAAUACAUGCGAACAUUUUCAAUAGUAUAACUUUAGUUAUUACUUUUUUUUGCUAAGUAAUCACUAUUCAAAUUUCGAAGAUUUCAUCCGAGUUUGAGCACUGAUCGGCUGUUUAAGAGCAUUUACAUCAUAAUUAACACAGUAUCAUGAGUAAACAUCACACGUGACAUGAUUUAUGUCAUUAGGUGUUUACCUGAAUUCUGACUCGAAGUAAGUAGUUGAAGUUUUGUUUCUUACAGCUUGUGAUAGUUUCAUAUUUUAUGUUGUGUCCUCAACGUGAUGUUCCAUUGACUGUGCUAGCGCAAUCAUCCAUUCCCGUUGUUUACAAUUAUAGGCUUUAUUACCGAAAAUGCUACUCGGAAACCUGGCACUGAAGUAUUUGAUCCAUUAGGGUACAAGUGUGGAUUGUGCAUUGCAUUUUUUAGAGCCUGCCUUUGCCUAGUUUAUUAAAGCACGUUUGCUCCUUUUAUUUGAAGACCAGCUUUUUACCUGAUUUUUUUUUUAGAGCAGGAAAAUUCGUUACUAUUCAUGUCUUAAUCAUUGUGCUGUGCAUUUCUCAUCACAUGACCAUUUCUCAUAAACAGCAAAUAUUAACAAUUUCAAGAACAAAAUCACUAAAUCUAGAUAUGCCUGAGCAGCUAUAAUCACCAUCAAUACUUAGUCUAAAAAACCUCUCUUAUUGAUAAUGCUCCCAAAGCAUGUGCACUAUAAUAAUGAAAGCAUAAACUAGGUCACAAAGAAUUAAUGGGAAGUGUUGUCAAAUACAGAAGGACUUUUUUUUUUUUUGCAAAUUCAUGUGCUUCCCUCUGUGCACAUCCCACCUUGUCAAAUUCUGCCAUGUUGGCACUAUAGGCCAAUCAGCAACAGAGACAUACCCAAUUGAACUUUGUCUUAAAAUCUGACACUUUUAGGGUUCCAUCGCUGCACUAGCUGGUGGCAGCCAUGUCGGUGGUACAGGCAGUAGCAAUGCUUGCCUCCAGAUUUUUCCUAGCAUUGUUGUUGUAAAGCUUUGCACUUGUAACCGUGUUUAGUUUCGAGGAUUGCCAAAUGUUUGCGGUCUUGGUCACAGUGUGAUGUUUGCUGUUGCAGCGAUGAAUUUUCGCUUUCGCGAUCAUAGCGAGAUUAUCAUUGCCGCCACAUAAGAAUUACAUCGAGUAUUGGGGAAGUGCCAAUGCCGAAUAGAUCACAAUCCGCCCCUCUUUAAAUUCCGAGAGUCCGUGGGAUUCAUACCUGGCUACUUCGUGCUGAUACAGUCGAACACGGGUAUAUCGAACUCGCCAAAAAAACGUUUGUUAGUUCGAUAUAUGGCCUAAUUUGAUAUAGGCCCGGUAUUGGUUUUGUCAUAAAGGCACAUAACAAACUAGAAUAAAAGUACUUUAUUAAUAUGGUGGCUUACUUGCGUGUCCUACUGUGGAACAAAAUAGUCCUGGAUUUUUUCCUGUGCCAACGACUUUGCUGCCUGCGACAGCACGCACGCCUCCAUGUUGUCCAACGAGUCGGAGCAGCUGAAGCUGCAACCUUCCACAUUCAAGCAAUAGCGCCGGACCAACGCAAGUGUGCUAAUCGCUUCGGAGGAUGUAGGCAAUGGGCCGUCGUCGAUUUCCACUUUGCUGUCACUUUGGCUCGUGGUCGGCACGACGUCUGCAAUGUAAUCCGCAUCCUGUAAUUGGCCUAUGAUGGGGACAUCAUCGUCCGCACUGACGAACUCGUCGAAUGUGGAUCCGUCGAUAGCACCCGGGAACUCUGCCAGCUCGUUCCAAACUUCGGUUGAAACACCUGCGGUGUCUUCAGUGCUGUCAGAAUUCGGGGUGUCAUCACCAGGCAUGCGGAAGCCGGCAUGCCUAAAGCAGUCCUGGAUCAUCUCCUUUCUGCUCGAUCAUAGGGCCGGACACCGGGAUGCUUCGGGACCGAACGUCCACAAACCAUUUCUAAACGGCCGCUUCAACAUCUUCGUACACAGCAGCGCGCACACGUCGGGUGCCACGGGCACCUGGCCUUUUGUCCGACUUGGCCCUGAUGUCUGCCUUGUUCUUCAGGUUAGUACUCAAGGUGCUCCUUGGAAUUUUGUACGCAGCGGCGACGUCGGACUUCUUUUCACCGCGCUCAACCCGAUUGAUGAUUUCGAGUUUCGCGGCGAACGGCAAAUUUUGCCUCUUUGCGCAAGCCAUGAUGACAGCGCGCCAAUACAGUUCACAGAGCACAAACAGGCAACACCACAGCACGCUGAAUCGCCAGCAGCAGGCACACAAGCAUAAAAAAAGGAAAAAUGGCAUUCACUUCUACCGCCUCCGCGCCUCGGAGAAAGCACGACGGCCUCUGAUUAGCUGUAAGCGUAGCGAGCGGGCCAGGAUCAUUUCUUGGAGGGGGGUGUUCGCCCGCGCACAACUGGGUCUAACCGACUUUUUCUAGGGUGGCGCCGGCAGUUUUACGCGCCAACGCGAGGGAAAGCCAACUUGCUGGGGCACUUUUGAGGCACAUGGAGUUUGAUAUAUCAGUUGUCGUUGCUAUUUUCCUCCGAUAGAACAGUAACUUUUGCUAUAUAUUCUCAAUGUAAACUUACCGUGUUUGGGAAUUCUUCGAUAUACGGGAUAAUUUGAUAUAAACGGGCUUGACUGUAUCAUUAUCAAACAUGAUUGCUUGCUUGUAACAAGACCUUAUGCAUGAUAGAGUAACCUUGCUUCCACUAUUUAGUUAUGAGAAAGUGAUUUGUAAUUCUUCUAUGUCACUUUCUCAUUGAUCUUCCAGAUUUUCUCAAAGCGUGUGAUUUCUGUAGCUGGCAUUUAUACAAACACAUUCUAUUUGACCAGCUGUAAAACUUUUCUUCCUGCACACUUGUUGGCUAGAGCGGUUAGAAGUGAUUUACAGGACAAAAAACUUUGCAGCUCUCGGACACUAAUCACAGUUUUUGCUUAGCUGCUGCAAUUGUUAAUUGAAUAAUUAAAGAUUUAAAUGCUUAUUGUAUACAGGAUGCUUUGAUUGAGCUAGGCUUUGUGGAAAAAGUGUCAUUCAUCACAUCAUAGUUGUUUACAAAACGAAUAGCCAGUGUUCACUCUUUUGGUCACAAAACUGAUACCAUACAGAGAGCUGUUUAUAAAUUCGGUGGCAGCUAAAAAAAACAUACAGAACAUUGAAAAUGAGAAACUUUUUUUGUGUGGUUGGAGUGUAGGUGUGACUAACAUCAUAUUGAGUCAAUUUUUUUCUUACUGUAUGUCUAAUUAGAUGUCUGGUAGUGAUAAUUGCACUGUGCCCUGAAGGAAUGCUGGUAUGAAAGAAAUGGUAAAAAAAUAUUUUUUGACACUUAAGCAGAUUUUUAGACUAUGAUAGUCUGUAUUAUAGAGUCUAUGAUUAUGUAAUCAAAGUUUACGAUUACAAAAAUGAAUAUAUUGACAAUUAGUGUUGAAGCCCAAGAAAAUAGCUCUAAUAGCAUUGAAGAGAAUAUCUCUUUUUGCCAUGUUUUUCGAUGAAAGAAUAAUCUUUGACCUUUUAUUAGUUUUUUUUUUCAAAAGCCACUGCUGUAUUUAUAACCGUGUUGAAUGAGCCUUCAAAAGUAUAGAGAAUAUAGCUUCAUGUCAUGGCAUGAUAUAUUUUUGUGGGAAUAUAUGUAACACAAGAAUAAGUACCAGAGAGGUGAGACGAAGUUAGUACAUUCAAACCUCAAUAUAACAAAGUCACACCUGCUGCAAAAAUGCUUCGUUAUAUCAAAAAAUUAGUUAAAGACAUACACUUGCAGUACUGUACCUUUGACAGAGCUAUUCUUCAUGUACUUUGUUGUAACUGAUAAAUCAUUAUAUCUAGGCUCGUUAUAUUGAGGUUUGACUGUAUGCGAAUUUACCAUGAAGUGAGAUAUAGUAAACAGUCACUUCCAUCACCAGUGCUCUGCAUUUUUGGAACUACAGCGAUUACAGAGAAUGUCCUUCCAAUUUCGAAGUUAUUCACGGCUAAUCUAAAAAUGAAAUGGUCAACACUUAGGGACUAUUGAAACAUACUUCCGAAUCUGAGCAAGGCCUGAAGCACGUUUGUGCCUCCAAAAGGUGUUAAAUUUUCUAGUGCAGAUGCGGUAUGCAUACAAUCGCAGCUUCCUACGACAUUCCUAGAUUGCGUGACGAAGAUGCUUAUGUCUCGAACAAAAAGUACCGAAAAGUACACAUGUGCCACAUAUAUAUUUUUUUUCACGCUUCGACUGUACUACUGUGGACAAAUGAAACGCACGUCUCUCAAAGCGAAUUUUAUUUGACACUGCAAUAUUACGUGCUUUUAAUUUUAAUAACAAAGUAUUAUGCAACAAAAUUCCAAUUAAGUAUCCUAAUGUGCCUGCCACAUGAAAAGCAGUCUUGAAAAAGCCUUGCCAUUCCAACAGAAAUAAAAAAAAAUUAUUUCUCAGUGUAUUGUUUGCUUGCAGUAGUAUAGUUGAGCAGCUUUUCUGCUGGCAUUUCGGUAUUUGGGCAAAACUUCGGCCCAUCUUCCCAGAGACAUUUACGUUGAAAGUAUUGGACAGAGCAUGUGAGGCUGCCAUCUCUCUGGGUGCGUUGCUCUUGUGAUAUACACUGCGCGUUUUAUAUGUCGUUGUAAAGCUUGAUGAUUGUCAACACAAGUUCCCCGUAAAUUUCGUUCUUCGCAGUGCCUGAGCGAGGCCAUGUUUCUUUACAACCCGCAUGUUUCUUGUUUGAGCAAGUUCUUCUUUCCACAUAUGGCAGUGCCAAAUGUUGCUGUUGUUAUCGAGUUAAAUAACUCAUUAGGAAGUUGCUUGGUUCAUUUUGUAUCGCCUAACACCAUUUUGGCAAUUUUCUAAUCAUCGCUAAGAUAAUUUCACGUACAUGUACCUAUCUUCAUUUUGCUGAUUUUAAACUCGGUGUUGCUUUUUGGUAGACCGGAUAUUGCAACACGUUUGGAUGACAGUGCGCGUUGAAAAGGAAUGAGAUGUCUAUUGUAGUACUAUUUUCGUUAUCUCUGGAAAACACUUUGAAUUUUGCCGUUAAUAAUGCAUUGUCUGAAGCAAAUACGUGUUUGUUAAUUUGCCCACUAUGGUUUCUGAACAUCGUACACAAUUAAAUUUUGAAACUGUGCCAAGUUUGAAUGUGUGUUUUUGGACAUUGGUUUGUUACGGUGGUUUGGGGUAAGUGGUACAUGUGGGAUGUAAAUGACUUUGAAACAAAUGCAUCGGCUGGUUUUGGUUAUAAGAAAAAAAAAGAUGGCUGUGCACCAUCUAGCAUCCUAGGAGUUAAAGAUAAACUGGCGUGCGCAAAUAAAGACAAGAACACAAAAAAGACUGGACAGGGACAGACGCCUGCCUUGUCCGGUAUUUCAGCGUUCUUGUCUUCAUUUGCGCAUGACAAUUUACCUUCAAGUAUAAACGAACUCGCCCAGCGGCAAAUUUUACUCAUCCUACUUUUGCUAAGUUUUCUUGAGGUCAGCUGUACGCUUUUGACAAAUGUUCGAUUUGUGACGGGGCUGCCCACUCACACUUGUGAUGGCUUGCCUUUCUUUUCCGAAACACUUGCGAAUGUGAGCAUACGUGUCAGCAGUAAUGUGCAAAUCCAACAGAUGAGUGUUACUUUGAAACCUCGGACUUUCAAGAACCUCUUUUUCUCAUCUACGGUACGUUUCUGACCAUGAAGCUGCAUGGUUUGUAGUCGGUUUUAGUGUCUCUGGCUCAGCUUGUGGCGUUUAUGCAUAACGGGAAUGCAUUGCUACGACGGGAACUUACAGGUUCGUUGCGGUUGCUUUGAAAAACCCGCAAAAAUGCCUGGCGUGCAGUAUUCUGGCAGCUUUAAACUGGUUACUAGCUGCUUUUAUGAAAGCUGCAAGUCAGUGCCUGUCACCGCUCCCGUGCAGAACUAUCUCCCAUAUCCCACAUCUCACCGUGACAGCAAGGCAACAAAAUAUUGGUGUGUUGCCGCACAAAUUAUGUGAAACUUCCGAUUUCUCCAGUGCUUCGCACUUUCCAGUUGAGCAUGUACAGACCCCUUUGCAGCUUUGUGGAGCCUCAAGUUGCUUGUUUUAAGAGCGUGUUUGUGCUGUCUGGGCGAGGAAAAUUGAGACGUGGAGGUCUUUGUACAAGGAAUUUUGAGCUUGGAAAGUGGUAUUCACUUCGAGGGGAUUCUGAAAAGGCAACGCCAGCACACGUUGUGCUCCAGAUUAGCGUGGCCGGUAUCGCGAUCGAGUUUUCCCUCUAGCUGAUAGCGCGACCACCCAAGUUGUGUGCUGUAGCUACACUGCACCAUUUUUUCUGAGCACUUGUCGUGAAAGUGGCCUCCGUUCUGUAGCAGGAAUGAAAAAAAGGAAGAAAGGAAGAUUUGAUGCUGGUGAGCAGACCUGUAAAUAUCGGUUAGCAGAGUUGUCUCUGUAGAAAAGUCAUAGCUGAUCAGUCUGUCGUAACUUACGUGUACACGAUCAGUGUCUUUAGCCCUGUGACAAUGAUCUACAUAAGUAAUGUGCAUGUACUUGUGAUAGAAGUAGCAUUGUGCAUGUAUGCACAUGAUGCAGCAUUAAACAAACUCUGUCUGACUUUGGAAGCCUCUCCUUUUCUGCUGUUUGCCUCGUAUGUAAGACACCGAUCUCAUGUGAUUCACUGUUGUCGUGUUUCUUCGUUUUUAGUUUGACUCACGGAGUGCAGGUCUUUGUUGAGGGGUUCGUUGCGUUACUUUGCUUGGAGACGUUGCGAGUUAAGGGCACGCCGAGUUUGAAGGGUUGACAUGGAGAGGCAGGGCAGCUUAGACUACGAUUUGAGGAGCCAAAAUCGCCAACUGUUCUUUUCCAAAUCAAAAAUGCGAGUGUUGCAGCGUGGGUAUGCUUUCUUAGCGAACAAUUCGCCGCACGCAUGCAUGCCCAAAGUACCAUUUUGUAAUGUUUAUUCCUCGUUAAUAUUCGUUAUAUAUUUGGAACUGUGUCUCUGGCACUUUCUUCAUUUUAGAUGUGUUUUUCAGUUUUCCAUGCCGAGCUUAGAAUAUUGAUGAACUUCCUCACUCGAGUCUUCUAGCACUCCAAACUUUCAGUGCAUAUUACAGUGCAGAGAAUAAGCAUAAAUUGGGAAUCACAUCAAACAUGCUUCUGAAGUGUAAUCAUCAUCGUGUCAAUGCUUUCAUUUCAAACUGCGUAAUUACCGUGCCAUAUGAGUUUGCUGGAAAGGAGUUCUUUGCAGUUCUUGUCGAACUGAGUGGCUUUGUGUGUUACACAUUUUCGAUAUGAUAAAACUGCUGUUAUCAUACAUUGUUAAAUAAGCACUUUGAUGAUGCUUGCUGAUGCUGGGGAGAAAAAAAACAGGCCCAAAACAUGUCAUGUUGUUGAUGCUUUACUUGUUAAACGAAUGUAUCGAAGUAAGCAAGAGCUUGGAGGGUCCUUCAUGCUUUUAUUUAUGUUCCAUGUCUGUUUGCUCAUUUGCGAUGGGGGCAUUAAAUGCCCGUACAUAAUAACUGCAAGACUAAAAAGUUGCAGUGGUUGUUGCUUACUGAAACAUUUCGUCCCAUACGCAUACACGUGUUAGGUAGUUAGUUGUGUUGUAGGAUCUCAUCAUAGUCGCAUCCCAACCUUCAUUCUCUUGAUUUGCCCAAAUGCUUUUUUUAGUUUUGUCAUCGGCUCCACACAUCUUGGCAUCAUCGAAAAGCGUGAAGUUACAAACAUGGUGAACGCGAGUGAAAUAUGUAAAUAAAUAAAGAAAUGCUUGCAUAUUCCGAGUGAGCUGUUCAAAGAGGAAGCAACCUUUCCAUUUUUUGCAUGUUACAUAUAUAAAUGUUACUAUGUACCAUGUACUCUGUGCUGCAAUGCACGUAGUUUUUUCUUCUUCUGUACUGAAUGUCGAGUCUGAUGGACUAGAGGAAGAGCCUUUAUUUUGUAUAGCAGAGCCUACUUCUCAGAUGUUCAUGUUUUUGACAGAGUCUGCGUAACUUGUCGUUGAACAUUAUUACAUCAGUGUUUAAAUGCUGUUGAUGUGUCAUGCAACUCUCAAUGUAUAUAACUGUUCAAUAAAUCAAUGUUCAUGUUACGGUGCA
Messenger RNA from Rhipicephalus microplus (southern cattle tick), 11879 nucleotides. RefSeq lists its product as uncharacterized. Gene Ontology annotation, molecular function: protein binding. The record is from RefSeq and is a predicted model, not a curated record. NCBI's taxonomy places the organism in Eukaryota, Metazoa, Arthropoda, Arachnida, Ixodida, Ixodidae.